AAGACUUGCUCCUGCGUAAAAUUACAAUAUUUGAAAUACCUCCGGUGUUAGAAUUGUUAAAACAUGAAAAUAAGAAAUGUUUUCCUUAAUGACUUACUUUAAAAAAAAACAAAUCAAAGUAAAUGGCUGCACGAAAUCGAAUGAUCCUUUCACCUUUUUAUUUUUUUUCCUGAGGCCUGUGGGACGUCAUCUUAUUGUUAUGACUGGUCCUUCGAUAUAAUUUCGGAGGUCACCGUGUAAUUAAAUAUCCCCCCUCGAAAAGUCUAGCCUAGGCUCCUCUUUAAAAAACAAUCAAAGCUGAGAUGAUUGUUUCAGGUGCUCCUUCUAGUUCAUGAUCAUGUGGGCUAGUUUUGCAGUAUGGUGCCUUUCUAAGCAAGAAGCUGAUAUUAGGACAAAAGGAUCCUUCGUAAGGGACUAAUUUUGGUCCGAUUAGCCACGCAGAUAUAGUUAAGCAAACACAAGUUCCAUUCCCUUUAAAGCGAGUGUUCGAUCAAUAUUGCAAGCAACCGGAAUAUAAUAUUUAAUAAUUAGGUUUAAGAGGAAAAAUGAUUUCCCGGUGUGUCCCCAUCAGCCUUUACUGUUGGUUGCCCAUUUAACGCUAUGAAAGUUGAUUUUGAUGAAAAGUUGAUCAUGUUUCCAGCUAUACAUUAAAGCCCUCGACUGUUUUUGUUUCAGUAAAGUCACAGGCGUCUCUCUGCCUCCGCCUUUCGCACGCUGCUCUGUAAACAGCUAAAGUCACACUUUAAGGCAGUUGGGUUGCAAACAAACUUUGAUUCCUGCUACAACAGAUGUCGUUUCUUGGUUUUUGGCUGCGUCUGGGGACAUCUUGUGAUGUUUUAGAGAACAGGACAUGAUCUCACAUGGCGAGAAGCUCUUUAGUUCCUUAAUCAUUUCACGGUUCCUUCGGAGGCUUUUUUUCCACCUAAAACGUUUAGUUUCAGCUCAGUGAUCAGCUGCAAAGGCUCGACGGGGAGCGGAAGAGUUGAAUUAUUCCAACCUGCAAGCAGAUCCUCAAAAAAAAAAAAAAAGUGGAAACUUUUUUUCUCUGUCCAUUUCACCAAGUCCUGAAAAAUCAGAAUGGAAUUAGAGAAAAACUACAUGACUUCCAGGACUGGCCGAACAGGACAUGGAGGAGUGAAUCAGUUAGGGGGUGUUUUUGUGAAUGGUCGUCCACUCCCUGAUGUUGUCCGCCAAAGGAUUGUGGAACUUGCCCACCAAGGUGUCAGGCCGUGUGACAUCUCCAGGCAGCUACGGGUCAGCCAUGGUUGUGUCAGCAAAAUUCUUGGCAGGUACUAUGAGACUGGGAGCAUUAAGCCUGGAGUGAUUGGAGGAUCCAAACCAAAGGUCGCCACACCCAAAGUCGUCGAAAAAAUUGCAGAGUAUAAACGCCAAAAUCCCACCAUGUUUGCCUGGGAGAUCAGGGACAGGCUUCUGGCCGAGCGAGUGUGUGACAACGACACCGUGCCCAGCGUCAGCUCGAUUAACAGGAUCAUACGGACUAAGGUACAGCAACCACCCAACCAGCAGGUCCCAGCCUCUAGUCACAGCAUAGCCUCCACGGGGUCCGUGACCCAAGUCUCGACAGUGAGCACUGACUCCGCAGGCUCCUCCUACUCCAUUAGUGGAAUUCUGGGAAUUACAUCCCCCAGUGCUGAAAGCAACAAACGCAAACGCGAUGAAGGUAUUCAGGAAUCUCCAGUACCAAAUGGCCAUUCCCUCCCGGGUAGAGAUUUCCUUCGGAAACAGAUGCGAGGAGAUCUUUUCACCCAGCAGCAGUUAGAAGUGUUGGAUCGAGUCUUCGAGAGGCAACAUUAUUCUGACAUCUUCACAACAGCCGAACCCAUCAAACCAGAGCAGUGGUGCUCCAUGCUGAUGAGACAAUACUUGGUGCAACCCCAGGCAGUCAUUUUUCAGACGACAGAAUAUUCAGCCAUGGCAUCAUUAGCUGGUGGAUUAGAUGAUAUGAAGGCCAAUUUAACAAGCCCUACUUCCGCAGAAUUAGGAGCUAGUGUUCCAGGACCACAAUCCUACCCUAUCGUGACAGGUCGUGAAUUGGCAAGCACAACCCUCCCAGGAUACCCUCCUCACGUCCCCCCUGCUGGACAGGGCAGCUACUCUGCUCCAACACUGACAGGAAUGGUGCCUGGGAGCGAGUUUUCUGGAAGUCCAUACAGCCACCCACAAUAUUCAACAUACAAUGACUCCUGGAGAUUUCCCAACCCUGGAUUGCUAGGCUCUCCUUAUUAUUACAGUGCUGCAGCCCGAGGAGCAGCACCCCCAGCAGCUGCUGCUGCCUAUGACCGCCACUGACCCAAGGAGUCUGGAACUCCAGCACUUACUAAACAUAUCAUCCAGGCUGACGGCAUCCGAUUCACCAUGAAAUAACCAUGCAAAUCAGACUGCAAGGAAGGAAGACAAAAGUAUCCAGUAGGAACCCGCUGGCUGAAAUUUUACUCUUUAAACUGGGUGAACUAAU
Mauremys reevesii (Reeves's turtle) is the source of this 2476-nucleotide messenger RNA. RefSeq names its product paired box 5 (gene PAX5). The transcript has 11 exons. Gene Ontology annotation, molecular function: DNA-binding transcription factor activity, RNA polymerase II-specific; RNA polymerase II cis-regulatory region sequence-specific DNA binding. Bases 1078 to 2310 code for a protein of 410 amino acids. Gene Ontology annotation, biological process: anatomical structure development; regulation of transcription by RNA polymerase II. NCBI's taxonomy places the organism in Eukaryota, Metazoa, Chordata, Testudines, Geoemydidae. The record is from RefSeq and is a predicted model, not a curated record.